Molecule: messenger RNA, 1612 nt
Organism: Topomyia yanbarensis
Lineage: Eukaryota; Metazoa; Arthropoda; Insecta; Diptera; Culicidae
Product: clavesin-1-like
Exons: 3
Coding region: 341-1327 (328 amino acids)
Cellular component (GO): membrane
Molecular function (GO): phosphatidylinositol bisphosphate binding
Source: RefSeq, a predicted model, not a curated record
CUGGCAAACCGCGCUGAGCUUAGUCUCGCGCGGCACCUCAAGACGAUCGGAAGCAUUUGAGUGGUGGAAGAAAAUUGUUCGUGGCGGCAGAAUCAGCGUCUAGAUUCAAUCGGUAUUGACCUGACUGUACUGCCAGCGGAGCGUGGUCGGUUCUAAACUAAACAAGUGAGUGAGUGAGUGAGUGUUCAAAGCGACCGCCAUAAGCCAGUCACAGAAAGUAAAUUCUUUGUGGGUUUCGCUUUACUUACAAGGUGAAUCAUCCCCGAAAUCCAAACCCCCACCUACACGGCAACGGUGUUCAACCUGUGAGUCAGUUUCGUUCCACCCGCGCGCACCUACAAUGGACAUUGACAGCGCCGUAUACAGCAACUGCAAGAACCCGGCCAAGUAUGAACCAUACCGGUGCACACUGAGCGAAAAGCUGCUGAAAAAGGCAAAAUCCGAACUUCGCGAAACCGAAUCCAUCCGAGAGCAAUCGCUGGUACAGAUGCGCGAAUGGAUCGCGAAAAGCCCGCACAUCAAGAAAUGCCGCACGGAUCCCCUGUUUCUGUUACGAUUUCUCCGCACGAAAAAAUUUUCCGUCCCGCAGGCCUGCGAAAUGCUGGAAAAGUACAUCUUCAUUCGUCAAACCUAUCCCAAGUGGUUUCGGAACUGUGACAUCGAAGAUCCGGAGCUCGAAGCCGUCAUCGAUGGCGGUUAUAUUGUGCCGAUACCGCAAAAAGACGAAAAUGGCCGUCAACUGGUGCUGUCGGUCGCUGGCAAUCUGCAUAUGAGCAAAAUCAACUCAGUGCUACUGACGAGGGCGCACUACCUGGUCCAUGAGGUGCUGGCCGAUGACGAGGAGGCACAGAUUUGCGGUUACUCGCAGUGCAUUGACGAACGUCAGCUGUCGAUGAAAUUGAUGGGCAUGUGGUCUCUGAUCGAUAUCAAGCGAGUGAUAGAAUGUAUGCAGAACGGGAUCCCGACCAGGAUGAGAUCGUUCAAUUUUAUCGGCCUUCCGUCGGCAGCCGUGACGCUGCUGGAGUUCUGCGUUUCGCUGCUCAGCGAUAAGCUGAAGAAGCGAAUCAAUCUCUUCCGCACAGUGAAUGACUUCGCCGCAAAAGUAGACAAGCGCAUUCUACCGGUAGAAUAUGGAGGAACGGCCGGGCCCAUGGCGGACAUGAUUCGGCAGUUCAAGGAGCGCUGUCGAGCGAAGCGGGCCCAGCUGCUGGCAAUGGAUGAAAUGCAUAUCGAAAUCACGAAAACUUCCUCGCUGUACACCGACACUUGCCGGGGUGAUCUGGAUACGGGAAUAAUUGGCAGUUUCCGGAAGCUGGAAGUCGAUUAGCCGGCCGCCGGCUUGAGUUCUGGAUUGGAAGUCAGGCGGGGGUUUGCUUUCCAUGUUAUAUAAUGCUAACCCAAAUCUAAAGUGAUAUUUUUACCACCCCGAUGAGAAAUUGCAAUUAUUUCGAAAUGGAUAUUUAAUGCUGUAUAAAUUGUUAUAUACCUGUAUGGAAUAAGGUGAACUUGAUUUUUCUAAUGUUUAAACCUAUUAGUCGUAAGAAAAUAUAAUACCUUUGAUGCUACUUUGUAACCUGUUUAGCUUGCAAUAAAGUAAUGUUUAUAAAUUUGA